CGAUUGUGAGAUGUGUAAGACGAGUGAGGGGAACGAACUCACCCGUGUCACGCUCGUGAACGCAAAGAGUGAGGUGGUAUAUGAUAAGUUGGUCAUGCCUGAUAACGAGAUCAUCGACUACCUCACACAAUGGUCUGGAAUUACGGAAGAGCGACUCUCCGGCACAACCACCAAACUCGCCGACGUACAACGCGACUUCCUCGAACUGGUGUCUUCGGAUAGAACCAUCCUCGUCGGUCACUCCCUCGAAUCCGACUUGGUAGCAUUGAAAAUCCGACACCCCAUCGUCAUCGACACCUCAGUAAUCUACCAACACUCGCGCGGACCACCCUACAAGCCUUCCCUCAAAUGGCUCGCCGAACGCCAUCUCGGUGCACAAAUCCAGCGUAACACCGGCGUAGGAGGUCACGACUCCGCUGAGGAUGCGAGGACGGCGGUACAGUUGUUGUUGAUGAAGAUGCAGAAGGGGGUGGAGUUCGGGACGUUUGCAAGGGAUGUUGAGCCGAUUUUUACGAGGCUGCAGAGGCAGACGAGUGAAGGUGGGGUUAUGUCCGCUGUUGUGGAUUAUGGAAACCCGAGGGCGUUGAUUGGUGCGGGUGCGAAGACUUGUAUCGGGUGCCAAAGUGACGAAGACGUUGUGAAGGGGAUCAAGGAAGCCGUGGAAACGAAUCACGGCUUCGUCUUCGGCCGCCUGCGUGAACUCGAGUUCGCAGCGGGCUGGGGAUCCUCGAACCGCGAGGACGCAAAUUCCGAACCACUCUCCCCCAACCUCAUGUCCCCCGUCCUUAGCCGCCUCGGCGAGCGGAUCAAGGAAAUCUAUGAGAGUUUGCCGCCGUGUAGUGCGUUCGUUGUGUAUACGGGUACCGGAAAUCCUAGGGAGAUGAGUCGCUUGAAUGCGAAGUAUGGAAAGCACAAGGCGGAGUUUAAGACGAAGAAGUGGGAUGAGUUGGAAGUGAAGUGGGAUGAUUCUGAUCAGCAGGCGUUGAAUACGGCGACGAAGGUUGCGAGGAAGGGGUUGUCUUGGAUAACCUUGAAAUAAGGGACGUUAUAUAGAAUAUGCUCGUGUGGCCAUGGGUCG
Messenger RNA from Saitoella complicata NRRL Y-17804, 1078 nucleotides. RefSeq names its product ribonuclease H-like protein. Bases 11 to 1039 code for a protein of 342 amino acids. The transcript has a single exon. Gene Ontology annotation, cellular component: nucleus. Gene Ontology annotation, molecular function: exonuclease activity; nucleic acid binding. The record is from RefSeq and is a predicted model, not a curated record. Lineage: Eukaryota; Fungi; Ascomycota; Saitoellomycetes; Saitoellales; Saitoellaceae.